Messenger RNA from Vicugna pacos (alpaca), 1530 nucleotides. RefSeq names its product hippocalcin like 1 (gene HPCAL1). Gene Ontology annotation, molecular function: calcium ion binding. The record is from RefSeq and is a predicted model, not a curated record. Lineage: Eukaryota; Metazoa; Chordata; Mammalia; Artiodactyla; Camelidae.
AGCGCCGGCGGCGCGGAACUUGGGCUCGGGGAGCCGGCGGAUCGCGUCCUGCUCCGGAGCAGGGCAUGGUCUAGCAGCCCGGGCAAGGACGGAGAACCAGCCUCGGAGGUUCUGAUCCCUUCCCUUCACUGCCUCCCCUCGGCCUUGGGUGUCGCCGCCGGCCACCAUGGGCAAGCAGAACAGCAAGCUGCGGCCCGAGGUGCUGCAGGACCUGCGUGAGAACACGGAGUUCACGGACCACGAGCUGCAGGAGUGGUACAAGGGCUUCCUCAAGGACUGCCCCACCGGCCACCUGACCGUGGACGAGUUCAAGAAGAUCUACGCCAACUUCUUCCCCUACGGCGACGCCUCCAAGUUCGCCGAGCACGUCUUCCGCACCUUCGACACCAACGGCGACGGCACCAUCGACUUCCGGGAGUUCAUCAUCGCGCUGAGCGUGACCUCGCGGGGCAAGCUGGAGCAGAAGCUGAAGUGGGCCUUCAGCAUGUACGACCUGGACGGCAACGGCUACAUCAGCCGCAGCGAGAUGCUGGAGAUCGUGCAGGCUAUAUACAAAAUGGUGUCCUCCGUGAUGAAGAUGCCCGAGGACGAGUCCACUCCGGAGAAACGGACGGACAAGAUCUUCAGGCAGAUGGACACCAACAACGACGGCAAACUGUCCCUGGAAGAAUUCAUUAAAGGUGCCAAGAGCGACCCAUCCAUCGUCCGGUUGUUACAGUGUGACCCCAGCAGCGCAAGUCAGUUCUGAGGGAUCGACGUCUGGACAGUGCAGAGAAACACAGGCUUGUCUUGCCAUUUAAGCUUUGCUUGCAGAAGUGGAUGCCUCCUCAAUCAUUCCUGCUCUCCCGGGGUGGCCAAGCGGCACAUCGCACCUGCCCGCCUGGCGGCCGCCUCCCUCCUCCACCUGGCCUCCUCCCGCCCCCUCCCUGGUCCCUCCAGGGCGACCCCGGGGAUGUGUUUACAUGCAAGACUCCCAGUGUCCCCGCUUCUGCUUCUGGGGCAGCUCUCCGCCCGCAGGGAGCCCAGAGGACACACAGAGGAUCCUGGUGGGACUUUCUAAGAUCGCACCGAGGCCAGCUGGUUUUAUUUUGUGAUCACAGGUGACUCUGGAAAAGAUGGGGACAAGAACGGAGGGAGAGUGGAUGGGCAAGCCCUCCCUGUGCAUGGCUCCACCCAGCUCGUCUGUUUUCUCUGACCAAAGCCGCUUGCACGUAUAUAUACUGUGGUCUCCUUUCUUUGAAUAUAUAAGUUAUACGUAUGGUGAAGUGAAAUGUAAUGUGUAGGCCCCGUAUUUAAUGCCUGGAUUGCCUUUGAAGCGUGAUUCCCUCGUGGCCUGUGACCCCUCUGAGCCUGGUUAUUUUGUGGUAUUUAUGCACUCAAUCUGCCCGUUUCAAAAGGACAUGCAUGCGUGCCCAGGGCUGCGGAGCCGCGCCCGCCCGCGUUGUGAACGCAGGCAUCCACGUGAGGUUCCUCUCCCUUGUUGAUUGGCAUUUCCUGUAUUAAAAUGAUCAAAUAAACGGAAUUCUCUGA